AUGACUCCUUCUUCUCGUUUACAACAAGUAUCUGGUCACCUUGGUGGCGCCAAUUCUUCCAAUAUCCCUACCAAGAUCGGUGUUAAAUCUCCUGAAGAUGUUGUGAUCGUAUCUGCUCUUCGUACUGCCAUCACUCGUGCUCGUAAAGGUGGCUUUAAAGCAUCUCUUCCUGAAGAUAUGUUGGCUGGUGUCUUCAAAACCAUGUUGAAUCAAACUAAGAUCGAUCCUGCAUUGGUAAACGAUAUUUGUGUGGGUACUGUUUUGGCCCAAGGUGGUUUGGCUACUAAUUCUCGUAUGGCAGCUCUUUAUGCUGGUUUCCCUGAAUCUACAUCGGUUGGUACCGUAAAUCGACAAUGCUCUUCUGGUCUUCAAGCUGUGGUGCAAAUUGCUUCUGCUAUUCAAACUGGUUUGAUUGAUAUUGGUAUUGGUGCUGGCACUGAAUCAAUGACAUUAAAUUAUGGUGCUACCUCCAUGUCACCUACAUCUGAUACAAUUGCUGAUGAUUGUGAAUCAGCUGCUGAUUGUACAUUACCUAUGGGUAUCACUUCUGAAAAUGUUGCCGCUGAAUUCAAGGUAAGCCGAGAAAAACAAGACGCUUUCUCUGCAGAAUCCCAUCGCAAAGCAGAUCAAGCUCAAAAGAAUGGAUGGUUCAAAUCUGAAAUUGUACCUGUAGAAGUGACAGUGGAAGAUAAGGAUGGUAAUGAAACCAAGGUGAUAGUGGAUCAUGAUGAUGGUGUGCGUCCUGGAACAACAGCUGAAAAAUUAAGUCAACUUGCUCCUGCUUUUGAUGAUGAAGGAUCUACUACUGCUGGGAAUGCUUCUCAAGUCUCUGAUGGUGCUGCUGCUGUGUUAUUGAUGAAACGAAAGACAGCUGAAAAGCUUGGUCUUCCUAUUCUUGGUAAAUAUAUCACUUCGGCUGUGGUUGGUGUUCCUCCUCGUAUCAUGGGUGUUGGUCCUGCUUAUGCUAUUCCUGCCGCAGUGGAAAAGGCCGGAAUCACCAUCAAGGAUGUUGAUCUGUUUGAAAUCAAUGAAGCUUUUGCAUCUCAAGCUGUCUAUUCCAUUGAAAAAUUGAAUAUCCCUGCUGAAAAAGUGAAUAUUCAUGGUGGUGCUAUUGCUCUUGGUCAUCCUCUUGGUUGUACUGGUGCUCGUCAAAUUGCUACAUUAUUUCCUGCUUUACAACGUCAAGGGAAAAAUGUGGGUGUGACCUCAAUGUGUAUCGGUACUGGCAUGGCACGUAUUUAA
Molecule: messenger RNA, 1242 nt
Organism: Halteromyces radiatus
Lineage: Eukaryota; Fungi; Mucoromycota; Mucoromycetes; Mucorales; Cunninghamellaceae
Product: Thiolase, N-terminal domain-containing protein
Exons: 6
Coding region: 1-1242 (413 amino acids)
Biological process (GO): fatty acid beta-oxidation; phenylacetate catabolic process
Cellular component (GO): peroxisome
Molecular function (GO): acetyl-CoA C-acyltransferase activity
Source: RefSeq, a predicted model, not a curated record